AUCCGCAGCUCCGCCCUCGCCCAGCCUUCACCCACGCCCCACCUCACUCCCACCCCGCUCGAGAGCCUCCCAACACCCCUCCAUGCAUGCUGGAAGAUUAGCUGCAUCGGUAUCGCCCACAAUCCGGCUCUGCGCACGACGCAUGCCAUAAUACGAGAGGUGAUGUUGGUUGCGCCUCUCAUCGCAUCUUGAUCACUUCAACUCACCUCCACUCCGGUGUCAUGGAUGAGACGGGAACCAUCAAUCCAGCAGCAUUAAAGGCAUCCAACUCAUUCAGCCCCCGAGGCAUCAAGCGCAGUCGGUCGCCCGACUCGAACACAUUGUUAGGGCAAGAGGGGGACAGUGGUGACUACCACAGCAAUCGCCGCAGUAAAGCGGCCAAGCAGAUCGACAGCCCCAAUCCCCCAAUGUCUUAUACCUCCGUCCAGGCGCCGGUUCAGACUCCGCACGUUCGGACAUCCUCGUUACCACAUGUCUCUCCAGGCCAAGCUUCACCCUCGCGAUCGACCCCGGGAUCCGGCACGAAAGCGGCGACGGUAAAAGCAUUGCCCACGGUUCGAGAUCACACCACCGAUCAGCUCGGACCGGAGGGCGACGAAUACCUUGCGCGUGAGAUCGACCCGGAUGGAGAGACCAAAGUGACGCCGGACGGCUACCUUCUCGACGGCCGCGAGUACCGAUGUCGCACUUUUCAGGUCCCCAACCGUGGCAAGAAGCUCUUCAUGCUCGCGACCGAAUGCGCUCGCGUGCUGAACUAUCGCGAUUCUUACUUGCUCUUCAACAAGAACAGGUCUUUGUACAAGAUCAUCGCAAAUCAAACCGAGAAGGAGGCUCUGAUCAAUGUCGAAGUUCUGCCGUACUCUUAUCGGUCCCGACAAAUCGCAAUCGUCACGGCUCGUAGCAUGUUCCGGCAAUUUGGCAGUCGUUUAAUCGAUCACGGCAGACGCGUUCGCGAUGAUUACUGGGAAGCCAAGGCUAGAAAACAAGGCUUCACCGAAGAAGAUGCAGCGGGAGAGAAGCGACCUGGAGCGGCGAAAGCACGAGAAGCCGCGGCGGCUGAAGCGAGUCAGGCCGCUCUGACCACUCUCCCACAGGGAGAGAUCAUCUACAGCAAUAGCCCUGGCAUGGAUGGCCAACCGCCUGGCCUUGCUCAAGUCUCACUGGCUCCCUUGGCGAUGUUGCAGCUCCCUGGUGAAGACUUGAGACCGAGUGCGUACGGCAACUUGAUUCGGCCCCGGCAGGAGAUGAGCGGCCCUCCGUACCAAGACCGUAUCCAAUCCGGCAACACCACGGAACUUCUCACGCAGGCUGCACAAGCGGCAGAGUACAACAAGCAACUCAGUCAGACGCGCACGCAUCGUGCGAGAUAUCUCGAUGACUACUGGGCACGACCGCACGAACAACCGGAAGUAUCACAGGCCGAGGCCGAUGCUGGCGCGGUGGCACCUCAGCAUCUGCAAACCCCGCACGCCAUCCCGGGCAUGAAUCAGGGCCGGCUACCACACGAUCAGAUGGCGCAUGCCGGCGCGCAGAUGAUUCCACAGGGCUAUCCGGGCUACCCCAACCCUCACUUCCCUAUGGCAUCGCCCGUGCAAGCCAUGCAAAGACCGAUGCAGGCCAGUCAAAUGCACCCUAACACCCCCAUGGGCGUCCAACGACCCCCAUCGUAUGGCGGAUACGUUCACAACCCCAUGUGGCAAACCCCUCAACCGCAGCCGUCACCACUAUCUCAAUCCCACCACGCCCCCCAGUACGCGCAGCAGCAGCAGCAGCAGCAGCACCAUCAGUCUCCAAUGCACCCACCCCCGCCGCAGAUGUCGCAACAAGCGGGCAUGGCGUACGCGCAGAUGAACCCUGCGUUUGCGGGAAUGGGCCGCAACAUGUACCAGCCGAACCAUCAGCAGCAAUUCGGCAUGCAGGGCGGCGGUCAGCAGCAGCAGCAGCAGCAACAACAACAGCCCGGGAUGCAGAACUGGUCGUCGAAUCACAAUGCCGCGGGCGGUAUGCAAGACUGGCAGCGCUAUCAGUGAUGAGAUUGUCGGUUCCCCGGUGUUUCGGGUCUCCGGCACUUUCGGCAUGUUUUCAAUGCGCUCGUUGUGGUACAUUGCUAUCCUUUCCUUCGACAGUUCUUUUUGUUUUGUUAUGUCUCUGCUCUAUGCACAGUUGGAAUAGGAGUUCGUCCCGGCGGUACAUGCAAUCAGAAGUGGGGGCGGAGACGGCAGAAUCGUAAUGAUCUUGGAAAGCAUAGCGUCGCACAGGAGCGGUUGAUGAUCAUUACGAGGACUCAU
Molecule: messenger RNA, 2288 nt
Organism: Neohortaea acidophila
Lineage: Eukaryota; Fungi; Ascomycota; Dothideomycetes; Mycosphaerellales; Teratosphaeriaceae
Product: chromatin remodelling complex Rsc7/Swp82 subunit-domain-containing protein
Exons: 3
Coding region: 222-2030 (602 amino acids)
Cellular component (GO): nucleus
Molecular function (GO): chromatin DNA binding
Source: RefSeq, a predicted model, not a curated record